AUGAAUGCAAUAGCUGCUGGUGCACCCGUACCCGCUACAGCAUCAGCAGCAGCAGCAGCAGCAGCACAAGUAUGUGAGCGUGGGUAUUGCAGUUCAAGCCGCUUGCUGCAGCUUCCUAAGACGCUGCUGCUGCUGGUGUUUAAAUAUUUUUUUGUUGAUGAGGUCCCCUUAAUUGCUGCUGCUUCUCCUCUGCUCUGGCGCAUGCUGCAGCAGGGAGAUUUGCUGCUGCAGGGCAGCAGCGCUCGCCUUCACUCGGGGAGAAGAUGGGUCGAAGACGACUUCAGCAGCAGCAGCAGCAGCAGCAGCAGCAGCAGCAGCAGCAGCAGCACUAGGUGCAGCAACAGCAGCAGCAACACCAGCUGCAGCAACAGUAACUGCAGCAGCAGCAGCAGCAGCAACGACAACUGCAACACCACCACCACCAACACCAACAACAACAACAGCAGCAGCAGCAGCAACAGCAGCAACAGCAGCAGCAACAGCAGCAACAGCAGCAGCAGAAGCAGCAGCAGCAGGCUGUCUGUGGUGCCGCGGUUGCUGCUGAUAUAUCCAGGGCGUCUGUCUUCGCUGUCUGUUAGCAGCAAAGUUUUAGGGGUAUUUCCUCCGCUGCAGUUGCUGCUGCUGCUGCGGCAGCAGAGCAGCAGCUUGAAGAAGCUUCGCAUUACUUCUCAAGACUUCUGCUCUCAGGGCUUCAUCUGUAACGUGCAAGGGACACAGCAGCAGCAGCAGCAGCAGCAGCAGCAGCAGGAAGAGGAAGAAGAGAGGCUGCGUGCUGCUGCUGCUAUCCUUGCUGGGGCUUGCUUCAGCAAAUUAGAAGCGUUAAUACUGCGGGGCUGUCAGUCCUUUAUUUGGCUGCGUCUUUUACGUUUAUGUUUAUUUCCUAGCUGCAUAAAUUUUAAGUUUGCUGCUGCAUGCAUACAGCAGCACACACUUGCACCCUCUUGGGGGCCCCUCCCUUGGGCUUCAGACCUCUUCUCUUUAAUCAGCAGCAUGCAGCAGCUGCAGCAUAUUCACAUUGAUGCUGCUAUUGCACCUACACGCUGCUUCUGGAUUGCCUUUCUUACUUAUAAACACCAGCAGCAAAUGCAGCUGCAGCAGCAAAUCAAGCAGCACCAAAUAACGCAGCAAAUCCAGCAGCAGCAGCACCAAGUGCAGCAACAAAUGCAGCAAACUCUGCAUGUCUGUGGAAGUGUCUUCUUAAACCUCUUAGGGGCCCUAAGGCAGUUUCAAUUAGAGGGGCCCCCCAUCAUGCGGAUCGGGGGCCCCCAAGGGGGCCCCCCUGAGGGCCCCUGGACUCAUAUUGGGGGCCCCCCUGGGGGCCCCCCUGGGGGACCCAGGGGCAUUCCUGGGGGCCUCCCUGGGGGCCCCUGGAGUUCUAUUGGGGGCCCUUCUGGGGGCCCCUGGAGUCCUAUAGGGGGCCCCUUUGGGGGCCCUUCUGGGGGCCCUUCUGGGGGCCCAUCUGGGGGCCCUUCUGGGGGCCCCUGGGGUUCUAUAGGGGGGCCCUUUGGGGGCCCCUCUGGGGGCCCCUGGGGUACUGUAGGGGGGGCCUUUGGGGGCCCCUCUGGGGGCCCCCUUGGGGCUAAUUGGGGAAUAGAGAAGAUAUAUUUGAUUGGGGGGCAGCAGGCGCUGAAUGUUUUGGCUCUGCGCCGUUCUUUAGAGUGGUUGGAGUGUCUAGGCAGCUCGAAGAGGGAUUGCGGUGUAUAUUGUGAUUAUUUAGAAGUAGAUAUAGCUGCAGAUAAGAAGUUUAGCAGCGUGCAGAUGCAGAUGCUGCAGUAUGCAAAAGACCUUACUCUUGUACUAUGCAGCAGCAGCAGCAGCAGCAGCAGCAGCAGCAGCAACAGCAACAACAGCAGCAGCAGCAGCGGAAGCGGAAGCGGAAGCAGGAGAGGAGGCGGAGAGGCUGCAGAGGAGCUGCAGCAGCUGUGCAACUCGCCGCAGCAGCAACCAGAACCAGAACCGGCAGCAGCAGCAGCAGCAGCAGCAGUAGCAGCGGUGGCAGCAGCACCACAAACAGACCAGCGCUCGCCGACGCGGCUGCUGCUGCGCUCCAGGCGUCAGCAGCAGCAGCAGCAGCGACAGCAGCAGCAGCGACAUCAGCAGCAGCAGCGACAGCGACAGCAGCAGCAGCAGAACCAGCUGCAGAAGCAGCAGGAGCAGGAGGAGGACUUUGAUGCUGUUGUGGAGGCCAUAGCAGCAACAGCAGCAGCAGCAGCAGACGUGUUUGCUGCUGCUCUCUCUGCUGCUUGCAUUUCUCUUGACUUGCGGCAUCUCACAGUCUCUGUACAACAAGAAAAGCAUAUUGAUUUGCUGCGGCUUCAACAGCAGCAGCAGCAACAGCAGCAACAAUACCUGCAGCAGAAGCAGGCGCAGCAGUGCUGGGGGCCCAAUGCUCUUCUCAAUGUCCAGCAGCAGCAGCAGCAGCAGCAGCAGCAGCAGGAGCAGCAGGAGCAGGAGCAGCAGCAGCUACGAGGAGAACAGCAACACGGCCGUUUGCAAGAACAACAACGAGCACAGCAGCAGCAGCAACAGCAACAGCAGCAGCAGCAACAGCAGCAGCAGCAGCAACAGCAGCUUGCUGCUGCAGCAGGAACAGCUUCUACUCCUGGCCCCAUCCCCAGCAUUUUGUUGGCGGGUCUCCCUGCUGCAGCGCGGAUUUGCAUUUUAAAUGAAAAGAGACAAAAAACAAGAAGAGAAGUAAACACAAAAAGAAAAAAAAUAAAGAGAGACUGUCUCUUCUGCCGCUGCGGGGAGGGGCAGACGCCUGCAGCAGCAGCAGCAGCCGCAGCCGCAGCAACUGCAACAACUGCAGCAGCAACUGCAGCAACAGCAGAAGCAUCAAGAACACGACCAGCAGCGGGAACAACAACAUCAGCAGGUGGAGCAGCAGCAGCAGCAGCAACAACAGCAACUGCAGCAGCAGCAGCAGCAGCGAGAGUAGCAGCAUCACCAACUGCUGACGAGCAUGCCAGCAGCAGCAGCUGCAUCAAGGCUUUAUCGUUGCCUCCCAGCAGCACCCACAGCAGCAGCAACAACAACAACAGCAACGGCAGCAGCAAGACCUGCAGCAGCAGCAGCAGCAGCAACACAAUCACCAACAUCAGCAGCAGCAAGAGCGAGAACAGCACAAGGAGUAGCAGCAAAGGCAUCAACACCAGCUUCAGCAGCAGCACCCUCAGCAACAGUACCCUCAGCAGCAGCACCCUCAGCAGCAGCAGCAGCAGCAGCAGCAGCAGCAGCAGCAGAAUGGGGUUGUGCGUGUGCAGCUUGCUGCAGAUGUGUGUGCUGCCGCUGCUGCAUCGCUUAGAUGCAUUUGCGCUGGGGCAUUCAUUUAGCUGCUUUGGUUUGCGGAGCUCAGAAGCAGCAGCUUUGUUGCAAGGAGAUUUGCUGCUGCUGCAGCAGGUGUGCAGCAGCAAGCUGCUGCGCAUGCGGUGUGUGGGGUUGCACUUGCAUGCAGCUCCGCAGACACCGCAGCAACGCCGCAGCUUCUCUGGAUUUGUUAAAGCUGUUAUAUCUCUUCCUAUUUAUCUUAAACCUAAAUUAAAGCUGCUAAGAGUCUCUUUGAAGGGGCAAUCAGAAGGUAGCUGCUGCAUAGGAGAGAAGAUUUGCAUGCAGCAGCGCGUGCUGCUGCUGCUGCAGCAACUGCUGCAGCAGUAUCCCCUGCUGCAGCAAGUCGAAGUCAUCGCCCCUACCUUCUUGAGAGACCCAGGAGAAGAUGCAGCAGCAGCAGCAGCAGCAGAACCCCGCCUCCUGCAGCAGCUGCAGCAGCUGCUGCAGCAGCACCACUUUGUUCGCGGUGCAUGCAGCAGCAGCUGCGCCUUCAGACAUGUCUUCUCCUUCUUUAAAGUGCAGCAAAAGAGACAGCAGCAGCAGCAGCAGAGUUGA
This is a messenger RNA of Eimeria acervulina, 3882 nucleotides long. RefSeq lists its product as hypothetical. Gene Ontology annotation, molecular function: transcription cis-regulatory region binding. Gene Ontology annotation, biological process: regulation of transcription by RNA polymerase II. The record is from RefSeq and is a predicted model, not a curated record. The coding region runs from base 1 to 3882 and encodes 1293 amino acids. The transcript has a single exon. Lineage: Eukaryota; Apicomplexa; Conoidasida; Eucoccidiorida; Eimeriidae. Gene Ontology annotation, cellular component: nucleus.